UCUAUGGAUCUUAUACCUUUCCCUUCUCUAAAAAUUUCUUCUAGUAUUUUGCCAACUGGGUCUCUGUUAGAAUCACUAAUUCAUAUAUCUAAUGAAAUUACUUCAAUGGAGAAGCUUCCUUUUAUCCAGGUUAGAAACAUUUCAAGAAUGAUAAGAAGAAUUAAGCUUCUUUCUUCUUUAUUUGAAGAUUUACAAGAAACAAAUAAUCCUCUCCCUCCAUCCUGUAUUCUAUGUCUAACUGAGCUUUUUUCGGUUAUUCGAAAAGUCAAGUUCUUGAUUCAAGAAUGUAAAGAUGGUAGCUGUGUUUGGGGUUUGAUAAGAACUGAGUUUUUAUCAAAUCAGUUUAAUGUGUUAGUGAAAGAAAUGGGAAGAGCACUUGAUAUUCUACCUUUAAGCUUGCUUAGUUUAAUGGCAGAUACUAAAGAACAAGUUGAGUUACUUCAUAAGCAAGCAAAAAGAGUAGAUUUGAUACUUGACCCUAAAGAAGUUCAAAGAAAAGAAGAGGUUUUACAAAUAAUGGCUUGGAAUAAUGACAAGAACAGAAAAAAUAAAGGGUUUCUUGAUUUUGACAGAGUUAAACAAGUUUUAAGUAGUAUUGGAUUGACAAGUUCUUUGGAUUUGGACGAAGAAAUCUUGAAGCUUGAAGCAGAAGCAAAGAAUCAGGCAGGCACAGGAGGACUAAUUGUGAUAUCCAAUAUAAACAAUCUUAUAUCACUUCUUAGAUAUUCCAAGUCCAUGAUCUUUUGCAACAAAGAGAUAAAUGAGAAGAUACAAGAAGAGUCUGCGAAUAGAAAUGUAGACUUUUCUUCUUCUUCUUCUUCUUCUUCUCAUGCCAUACUACCAAAUAUUCCUGAUGAAUUCCGGUGUCCGAUUUCUCUUGACUUAAUGAAAGAUCCUGUGAUUGUAGCAUCAGGGCAUACUUAUGACCGGAAUUCUAUUGCUCAAUGGAUCAAUGCAGGGCAUCAUACUUGUCCGAACAGUGGGCAAAGACUAAUUCAUAUGGCUCUGGUACCAAAUUAUGCAUUGAAGAGCCUUGUCCAUCAAUGGUGCCAAGAUAAUAAUAUUCCAUUAGUAGAUGAUUACUCUUCUUCAUCUUCCCCAGAAUUGGAGAGAAGCAGCAACGACAAGAAGAAGUUAAGCGAAAAAGCUAUCGAUCACAUUUCUGCAACAAAAGCUGCUUCAGAUGCUGUCAAAAUGACUGCAGAAUUUUUGGUGGGUAAACUUGCAAUGGGGUCCCUGGAAAUUCAGAGGCAAGCAGCUUAUGAACUCAGGUUAUUAGCCAAAACUGGCAUGGACAAUAGAAGGAUAAUUGCAGAGGCAGGAGCCAUACCAUUUCUAGUGACACUACUAAGUUCUAGUGAUCCCAGAAUUCAAGAAAACGCAGUUACUGCCUUACUUAACCUUUCUAUAUAUGACAACAACAAGACUCUAAUAAUGGCAGCAGGUGCAAUAGACAACAUAGUAAAUGUUCUUGAAUCAGGCAAAACUAUGGAGGCAAGGGAAAAUGCAGCAGCAGCAAUCUUUAGCCUAUCAAUGAUAAAUGACUGUAAAGUAACAAUCGGGGCUCGUCCCCGAGCCAUUCCUGCCUUGGUUAGCUUACUAAGAGAAGGCACAACAGCAGGAAAAAGGGAUGCUGCAAGUGCAUUAUUCAAUCUUGCAGUUUAUAAUGCUAAUAAGGCAAGUGUUGUAAUUUCAGGAGCAAUUCCUUUGCUAAUUGAACUAUUAAUGGAUGAUAAGGCAGGCGUAACGGAUGAUGUCUUAGCUGUUCUGUCUUUACUAUUAGGUUGUUCUCAAGGGUUGAAGGAGAUAAGGGAAAGUAGAGUUUUGGUUCCUCUCCUGAUAGAUCUUUUGAGAUUUGGGUCGGCGAAAGGGAAGGAGAAUUCUAUAACAAUUUUGUUAGGAUUGUGCAGAGAUGGAGGAGAAGAAGUUGCCAAUCGCCUUUUGAUUAAUCCACGGAGUAUUCCUUCGCUUCAGAGUUUAUCUGCUGAUGGAUCUUUGAAAGCUAGAAGAAAAGCUGAUGCAUUGCUUAGAUUACUCAGUAGGUUCUGCUCUCAAACUCAUAAUCCUGUUGGAUAACAGAAGACAGCAGAAAAAACCUGAACCAAGUGCACAUUAUGAUCAUAUAAAUUCUUAUACCUUGUGUUCAUUUGUUGAUUUGUAGUCGAUCUCAAAUUUUAUAGUUUGGUUUAUGGAAUUUUUGGCAUUGUAUAUGGCAUCCUAUUGGAUUGGGAUGAAUAAAAUGUUUGCAAGAGCUUUUGUUCGUGUAAAUUCAAUUUUGUAUUUAAAUGUUGCUAGUCCCUAUUUCUUACAUGAUAAUAAAGUAAUUUUUUUUGGAUAUUUUUUUUCCAAUUAGUAUGGUAUUUUUUAGUUUGGGAUAAGCCCGUAAACAAGUCAAGCCGAGCCAAGAUG
This is a messenger RNA of Jatropha curcas, 2409 nucleotides long. Its product is annotated as U-box domain-containing protein 1. Gene Ontology annotation, biological process: cell surface receptor signaling pathway; protein ubiquitination. The record is from RefSeq and is a predicted model, not a curated record. Gene Ontology annotation, molecular function: protein binding; ubiquitin-protein transferase activity. NCBI's taxonomy places the organism in Eukaryota, Viridiplantae, Streptophyta, Magnoliopsida, Malpighiales, Euphorbiaceae.